Serpula lacrymans var. lacrymans S7.9 is the source of this 1174-nucleotide messenger RNA. RefSeq lists its product as uncharacterized. The annotation marks the transcript as partial. The transcript is spliced from 4 exons. The record is from RefSeq and is a predicted model, not a curated record. Lineage: Eukaryota; Fungi; Basidiomycota; Agaricomycetes; Boletales; Serpulaceae.
UUCUCAGGGUGUGAUUUCUCAGACUGAGGCCAACGUCAUCGAUCAGAUCUGCAGCGCUGCUUCCUCCUCUGAGCUCCAAAACUUGCUCACUCUGAUUCAAAACGACAUCAAGAGCGUUGCUUCUUCCUUGACUAUCCCCACCAAGCGCCAGGCGAACGUUACUACAGAGAUUACAACCCUCAUCGCAGAUGCCGUUUCUGCAGGUAUCAUCUCUCAGAGCGAUGCCACAGCCAUUACUUCUGCCCUUGCGUCUGCUCCCUCUGCCCAAGAACUCCAGAGCCUGCUAACUCAGAUCGAGACCGACAUCCAGAGCGCCGCUGCUUCGCUCAAGUCGACGCCCACCAAGCGUCAGGAUGCUGCCACCGAGCUCAAGACUCUCGUUUCCACCUGCGUGCAACAGGGACUUAUUUCUCAGAGUGCUGCCACCGUCCUCGACUCACUCAUCGACUCGGCUUCCUCUGAGGGUCUCCAGAGCUUGAUCAACAUCAUCGAGGCUGAUAUCAAGUCGCUUUUGACUGGAUCUACUGCUGGCAAACGUGCCGAUCUCUCCAGCGAAGUCACCUCUGAAAUUCAGAGCACCGUGAGCGAGAUCGAGUCGCUCUUGCAAAGCCGUGAUGUCGCACUUGACUAAACGUUCUUCGACUAAACGUUCUUCACGAGAUAUACCCUUUAUAAUGCAGAGAUCAGUGGUUCAACUUGCUUAAUUAGUUAUGGGGCACAUUCGCAUUUAUCUACGUCUUUAUUUAUCAAAACAACGAAGCUUUCUGGCCGGUUCAGCGGCUCUAUACCCUUUCAAGUCUGUGUGCAACUAUAAGCAAGACUAAUAAGCAAGAGUGGAAGAAGCGGAGCGAUGUAGUCUGCUAUGAUGCUUUACAUAGCAUACGGUACGGUGCUACUAAGCCAAUCCAGUAAUCCGCAUCGACUUUUUCAGCACCGCUGUCCACAGCUUUACUAUGCCAUUGUCAUUGCAUUGAUUCAGGCGGGGAUAUCCACAAAGUCUAGGACGAGCCCAAGCCUCAGGACUUGCAGCAUCAUAUACGAUAUACGUUUGAAGACAAGAAAAGCACAUUGGAUGAUAGGGAGAGUGUAAUCACAAAUGUUACCGAUGUAGCAGCGUACGAAUGUGUUGUAUCUGAUUCGAGAAAAAGGAAGCUUGAAGAUCAAUGACUAUGUU